AUGGAUGGUUAUCAAACCUCCUUACCUGGUGGUGUACUGGCAAAUGCUGGAUUUAUCAAGCAGUUCGGUACAGUCGUUAGUUCCUCAACUGGAAAAAUCAGUGUAGAUGCACAGUACAUAUCCAUGUGGAGUGGUAUGGCGUACCUCUGUCAAUUCCUUGGGAACUGGGCUGGUGGUUUCAUCAGUGAUCGAUUCGGCAGACGAUACACCCUGUACGCUCUGACCGUCGUUUUCACUGGUGGUAUCAUCACGGAAAUCGUUGCGAGGAAUUACAAAGAUUGGCUCGCAGCCAAGAUGCUCAUGGGUCUAGGUCAAGGUUUGAUCCAACAAGGUGUACUUACUUACAUCUCCGAAGUUGCACCUACCCAGUUGAGAGGUGCUCUCAUGAGCACCUAUGGAUGGUCUUAUGCCCUCGGUCAAUUGUUCGUGGCUAUCGCCCUUAACACCUUGAAUAUGACCGAUCCAGACAACUAUCUCAAAGCCAUCUAUUCCGAAUUCGUAUUCUUGGGAUUAUGGAUCGUUGCCUUACCCUUCCUUCCUGAGACGCCAUGGUACUACGCCAGAAAGGAAGAUGAAAUCAGCGCGAAGAAGACUCUGUCGAAGCUUUACAAAGGCGUAGAAGGUUAUGAUAUCGAUAGAGAAUACAAUGCGAUGUUGGUUCAGAUACAAGAAGAGAAACAGAAGAGUCAUUCAAAUUCAGAAGUCGCAUUGAAAGAUAUCUUCAUGGGUCCUCAGCUCAGACGUACUUUUGCUUCUGUUUUCGCUUUGGUGAUGCAAAAUUGGUCAGGAAGUCCUAUUAUCUUCAACUAUACUACUUAUUUUCUACAACAGGCCGGUCUUCCGCAACCUUUCCAAGCAUCCGUCAUCGUAUACUGUAUUUUGAUUUUCUCCCUGAUGGUAUCUUUCUACGGGAUCGAGAGACUAGGUCGAAGAACCCUUAUCCUAUCAGGUGGUAUGGCCUGCACAAUUUUCAACAUUGCCAUUGCCUCUUUGGGAUUCGCAAGUCAUUCAAGUCCAGUCGAUAACGCUUCUCUCGCUUUCAUCUGUCUUUGGGUGUUCUUCUAUGCCUUCGGUUUUGCUGGAACCGGCUGGACGUGCGCUGCGGAGAUUGCCACUCCUCGACUUAGAGCCAAGACGACUGCUUUUGCUGCUAGUACCAACGCUAUCUCUGGAGCCAUCUUCAAUAGUACUGUCCCUUUGAUGAUCUCAGCAACAUCCAGAAAUUGGGGUGUAAAGACGCUGUACAUGUUUGCCAUUUUAGGUGGAUUAGGUACAAUCGUCAAUUUCUUCCUCCUUCCUGAGACCAAAGGAAGAACAUUUGCGGAAUUGGAUGAGAUGUAUGACCUCAAGAUCUCACCUAGGAAGAUGAAGGGCCACGUUACCACCCUCGAAGAGAGUGGACUGAAGCAACACAAGUAG
Molecule: messenger RNA, 1419 nt
Organism: Kwoniella mangroviensis CBS 8507
Lineage: Eukaryota; Fungi; Basidiomycota; Tremellomycetes; Tremellales; Cryptococcaceae
Exons: 11
Coding region: 1-1419 (472 amino acids)
Biological process (GO): transmembrane transport; carbohydrate transport
Cellular component (GO): membrane
Molecular function (GO): carbohydrate:proton symporter activity
Source: RefSeq, a predicted model, not a curated record